UUAAGAUUAAGAUGUUUUACUCCAGAAACGUUUGAGAACAAUUUCAUUGUUUUAAUGUUUAUUAGUGAAGAUGCUGACAUAUAUUUAUAUUAGCAAUUUCCACACAUUUUAAGCCUUUUUCUGUAAUUUAUUCCAAUAUUAAUAACAGCAUAUUUGCAAAGUAAUUCUUAGUCUGAUAUAUUUUUACCUUCAGUCGGUGAAUUUAUCUGUGAAUAAAUGAGCUGAAGGAUUGUUUUACAUUCUGCAGGUUGAAACGUCAUUCUGACAUGAUUCUAAAAUAAUAAUAUUAUUGGUAAUUAAUCUGUUCGUAGCUGAAAACUGAAGAUUUGUCUUCAGAUCUGUCCGCUGAUCGGCAGAAAUGAGGCGAGCAGGGCCGCAUGCAGUACCGGCCAGCCGCCGCUAGAGGUCAGGGCUGGACAGAACCAGGAGGAAGUUCUGUGGAGUUCUGCGGUUCUGCUGCUGAUCCAGGACCAGUUCUCCGGGUUUUAAAAGACUGCAGGAAGCUGUGGAAUUUGCGCCACUUUUUGCACAAGUUAAGCUGCAGGUAAACACUCAAACUGAUGCAAAGCGGAGUAAUUUUGCCGCAGAUGGAUCCGAACUGCAUGAACUGAAGCGGCUGGUUUGGUUUUAAAAUGACGCCUGAAUGUGAGAGAUCAGCGGGAUCAGGAGGAGGAGCGCAUCCUGGAAGCUCCGCAGCAUCCCGGUGAAACUUCCUCCUCCUCCUCUUCCUCCUCCUCCUGCUCAACUUCUCGUCCUCUCCGCUCCUCCGGGUUCAAACUUUCCCUCCUCCUCCUCCUCUUCCUCCCUAAGCUGGACGCUUCUCUCAACUUCUCCUCACUUUGAGUUAGUCUGCGCUGCGUGGAGGUGAAAGUUUGCCCGCCGCCGCCCCGCGCCGCGCCGCGCCACGCACCGCGCGUCCCGCAGCAGAUGGGAAUCCACGUGUCUGGAGCCGCUUUUCCUCUCCGAAAACAAAGUUGAGGCGCUUUGGAGGGAAGAAGAAGAAGAAGAGGAAGAGGAGCGGAGCGCGCCUCAGUUGGCCAUGGAGACCUCGUCGCCGUCAGCCGCACAGAAAAAGGACAAAAUGGACGGCAGCAGCUUCAGCGACCUCCCCAAGAAGCCGUCGCCCUCGGAGACCAGAGCGCCGCAGCACCUCUUCCCCACCUUCCACACGCCGAUCCCCAUCGACAUCCGCCACCAUGAGGGCCGGUACCACUACGAGCCACACGCGCUGCACGCCAUGCACAGCCCUGCAGGUCUGACCGGCAGCCCCGUCAUCUCUGACAUCUCCCUGAUCCGCCUGUCGCCCGGCGCCAUGGCGACCGGCGAGUCGCCGUUCAGCCCGCCUCACCCRUACGUCUCGCCCCACAUGGAGCACUACCUGCGCCAGGUGCACGGCAGCCCCACCCUGUCCAUGAUCUCAGCCGCCAGAGGCCUCAGCCCAGCAGACUGUGAGUCAGACCAGUACCAGCUCACGCAGGUUUACCAGUUCAGCUUAUUGGUGAUGAUCAGUCAGAAAGUGAACGAGUUGGAGCGCCGCUUGUUUUCCUGGGAGCUGAUUGAUUUUAGCCAUAAGUUGCUCCAACCUCCUACCUUUGUGUCCUCAGUGUCCCGGUUYUCCAGCCCCAGACUGACGCCCAGGCUCAGCAGGAAGAGGGCGCUGUCCAUCUCGCCACUGUCCGAUGCCAGCAUCGACCUCCAGACCAUGAUCAGGACUUCGCCCAACUCCUUGGUGGCAUACAUCAACAACUCCCGGUCAAGCUCAGCCGCCAGCAGCUCCUACGGACACCUGUCGGUUGGGGGACUCAGCCCGUCGUUUCCCUUCCCUCACCCCAUCAACUCCAUGGCCUACCAGCAGCUCCUGUCCCAGCAGCGCAGCCUCAGCGCCUUCGGUCACAAUCCGCCCCUCGUCCACCCUCCACCCACUUUCUCCAGUCGCCARCCGGGCCUCGGCCUCUCCUCCCUGCCCACCUCCACCCACAACAACGACGUGUCAUCCAAGGUAAGAGCCCGUUUUACAUUAAAUGUAGAAAACGAGCUCCAUUUGGACUUGAAGGAAUGUCGGUGUAAUUUAGGAUAAACCUCUCUGAUUACCGCCCCGUCCUCCAGCGACGUCAUGCUGCAAACUCCUAAAACAACCGUUUAUCCAAGCCUUGAAUCUUGCAGCUCCGGUUACCAAAUAAACCUGGACUCUCUGCAGAACCAGUACAGCAGCGCUCAGGACCUGAAGGAGGACGUGGAGCGAGACGAGUGCAAGCAGGAGGCCGAGGCCGUUUACGAGACCAAUUGUCACUGGGACGGCUGCAGCCAGGAGUACGACACGCAGGAGCAGCUGGUGCAUCACAUCAAUAACGACCACAUYCAUGGAGAGAAGAAGGAGUUCGUGUGCCGCUGGGACGACUGUUCGCGGGAGCAGAAGCCCUUCAAGGCGCAGUACAUGCUGGUGGUUCACAUGCGCCGGCACACGGGGGAGAAACCACACAAAUGCACGUUCGAGGGCUGCUCCAAGGCCUACUCCCGCCUGGAGAACCUGAAGACCCAUCUGCGCUCUCACACCGGGGAGAAACCCUACGUCUGCGAGCACGAAGGCUGCAACAAGGCCUUCUCCAAYGCCUCGGACCGGGCCAAGCACCAGAACCGGACGCACUCCAACGAGAAACCGUACGUCUGUAAAAUCCCGGGCUGCACCAAGCGCUACACGGACCCCAGCUCUCUCAGGAAGCACGUGAAGACGGUUCACGGCCCAGAGGCCCACGUCACCAAGAGGCAGCGCAGCGACCUGCCGCCCAGACCACCCAGGGAGAACGGCGAGAACGAGAGAGCCGCCAGGCUCCACAGGGAGGACAAGCUGUUGGAGAACAGCUCCCCCAGAGUCACGGAGGAAUACCUGCAUGUGAAAUCCAUCAAGACAGAAAACCCUGUGAUGUAUCAGUCCAGUCCUGGCGGUCAGUCAUCAUGUAGCAGCGAGCCGUCACCACUUGGCACCAACAAUGACAGUGGAGUAGAAACGGCGGCGCACAGCGGGGGGAGCCUGGGGGACCUCAGCGCGCUGGACGACCUGCCGUUCCUGGAYUCUGUGGAUUUCUCSGGCGGGGUCGCAGCGGUCGGCCUCCAUCUCAGAAAGCAGCUGAGCAGCAGCCAGUGCCUGGAGAACCUCAAGAAGGAGAAGCUGAAGGCGGUACGGGACUCGUGUCGGUGGGCCAACAACCCAACACCCCCUGCUCAUCAAGGGACMACGCUGCCGCCUAUACCGACAAGCGGGUCCCUCCUGGAAAAUUCAAGUCUGUGUGGAGAUCCAGCCUCCUUCCUCGGCUCUGGCAAAAUGACUCUGCUGGGAAACCUUUCUGAGCGCCGAGACAGCACUUCCAGCACCUUCAGCUCGGUCUACACGCUCAGCCGCCGCUCCUCAGGCAUCUCCCCUGGUUUCUCCAGUCGACGCUCGAGUCAAACUUCUCAGUUUGCUGCCAACCGCCUGACAAACAUCAGCUCAGCUGACUCCUACGACCCCAUCUCUGCUGAUAUUUCUCGGCGCUCCAGUCAGGCCAGUCAGUUUGGGGGGAAUAACAGCGGGCCUGGCCUUGCCGGCCCUCUUACCCUUACCCCAGCCCAGCACUACCGACUGAAAGCAAAGUAUGCUGCUGCAACUGGUGGUGCACCUCCUACACCCCUUCCAUACCUGGAUCAAUCAUGUCUGAAGGAUUUCAAUGAGUACUCGUCCAAAAACAACCUCCGAUCCUUGCAGUUCUGCCAGGAACGAAGCUUGAUGCCCCAUGAAGUUCCUUCCAACAUUCCCCGUCGAGCCAGUGACCCUGUGCGACCUUUAGAUCCUCUCAGCCAGCCUCCUCUACAUCGGUUCAACAGCAUGGUCUCACUCAACCGAAGGGUCUCCCUGCAGCCUCAUCCCCCUCUUGCAAAAGAUCACAGACGCUUAUCCCAGCAAGGAUAUGCACAACCGAACGUCAGUCCUCAUGGUUUUCCUCACAGACUACGACCAGCGAGCAUUUCGGAAGACAUUACCAUGCAGGCAAGAGGGUGCAAUGGGAAUUCCUCUGGUCAAGGAGAUUUCCACGGAGCUGCCGGCAGCCAGCAGCAGCUGUACAAUCAGAGACGGAUGGAUGGGGCAAACAAGAGUCCACUCAUGAGUCCGUCCUCACCACACAGCGGUGCUGCUAGUGGGCAGUGGAACAUGGACACCACCCAGCARUAUUCCAGGCUAGAUCACCAUGGGAAUCUGAUUGUUGUCCAACAGAACCAGAACUCUGGGUCUUUCAGURGGACYUCCCAACAGCAGACAGCCCAAAACUUCAUGCAACCUGGACAACACCUCUUCCAGCAGUCCUCAAACCUCAAUGAACCUUCUAGCCCUCAGUACAGGUUCAGACAAAGUUCGUAUGACAGGAAUGGCAACGCUCCGUAUCCACCCUGUGGGAACAUCCUGCACUGUAAGGAGGAGCCAGCUGACAUGGACUUUGGUCAACUCCAGCCUGCGCAAAUAAAAACUGAGAGUUGCGAUUCAUCCACCAUGACUUUAGACCAACAGAACUGUAACAUGACUGGUUUCCAGACCGGGAAUCAAAACCAUCCCCAGCUGAGACCAACAGAACCUAACUCUCCAAACGUCUCAAUGCCGAAGGUGUUGCAGCAACCAGAYGAUUCCCAGCUCUCCUCUAGCAGAGUUUCUGAACUCCCUUACAUCUCUGAGGACAACGCUCUGUUCUACACGGGCCAGAUCCGAGUCCUGGAGCCCAACGGGAACCUGGACUAUCACGUUUCCCUCCUGGUGAGCUCUCCUCCAGCUGCUCCAACYGACAACCAGGGGAGCAGGACUGCACCUGAGCACCCUCAGAUAGACUUUGAUAGCAUGCUGGACGAUGGGGAUCAGUCCAGCCUCAUGUCAGGAACCCUGAGUCCAGGGCUGCUCCAGAGUUUCUCCCAGAGUUCGUCUCGCCUCACGACGCCCCGGAGCUCGGUGACGAUGCCCUCAGUGCCAACGGGAACCGGAAACAUGGCCGUCGGGGACAUGAGCUCACUGUUGAGUGCCCUGGCUGAGGAGAACAAGUUCCUCAACCUGAUUAGCUAACGGUCUGGACAUCAAACUGUGGACUAAAAACUGAGCUUUGAAUUCAUCCGUCUCCCUUGUGUCCUUGUUCAUCCAGCUGUAAAUUAUUUUCUAAUUUUCACCAAAAGCCAUACCUCUGUUCUUGCCUUAGGAUGUGAAUAUGAUGUAAAAAUUAGCCGUGGAAUAGAGGUGAUCUUACUGAAGUGCCUGCUGGUGGAAAUACGAGCCUGGACUGCAAGACGAYGGGUUCAGAGGUCACCGAUGAUGUUCCUGAAUCAUUUUAUGACACAAUGACUGUGACCAACCUGCGACUGGAGGCAGGAACAGCAGAGGACUUUACCAGAACAUAAAUCUGUCGUUAGACUGCAGCUCUUCCUGUUGUACAUUACUCCUGUUUUCUGUGUAAAUACAAUUUGUACAUUUUUAAUAAACAAGAAUUAUGGAUUUUUU
This is a messenger RNA of Poecilia reticulata (guppy), 5506 nucleotides long. Lineage: Eukaryota; Metazoa; Chordata; Actinopteri; Cyprinodontiformes; Poeciliidae. The record is from RefSeq and is a predicted model, not a curated record.